AUGACAGUGCCAAUAGUGUUGGAGUUCCUCAUGACAGUGCCAGUAAUGUUGGAUUUCCCCAUGGCAGUGCCAGUAGUGUUGAACUUCAUCAUGACAGUGCCAGUGGUGUUGGACUUCCCCAUGACAGUGCUAGAAGUACGAGGGCGUGAGGUGGGUACCCGGGUGUGCCAGCUGAACCCAGAGACGUCUGAAGAACCUGGACCAUCAACACCACCAGAUGGUCCACCACACUCACCCCAACCUGGUCUGAUUCCUCCAUCACCCACCAACGAGAGUACUCCAUCAUCCACCAAUGAGAGUACUCCAUCAUCCACCAAUGAGAGUACUCCAACAUCCACCCCCAAGACUUCUCCAUCACCCACCAACGAGAGUAUGCAAAUUGCUCAAAGUGAUUUUGAAAAAUAUCCUACAACGACCGCCCUUCGUAAUAGAGACGGGUGCUGGCAUUGUUCCUGCUACAGGGUUGUAACUCCAUCUGUGGCGCGGGUGUUGCCUCCACCCCAGUGUGCUGGUGGUGGAGGGGUGGUUCUUGCGUGCUCCGGGGCCUGGCUCGCCUUCCUCGCGGUCACAGGCGCGGCUGAUUGCGCCUAUGAUCCACAGCCAUAUAACCACAGCCCUAUGAUCCACAGCCCCAUGAUCCACAGCUUUACGAUCCACAGCUAUGAUCCACAGCCUAUGAUCCACAGCCCCAUGAUCCACAGCUCUAUGAUCCACAGCUCAUGA
Homarus americanus (American lobster) is the source of this 723-nucleotide messenger RNA. RefSeq lists its product as uncharacterized. NCBI's taxonomy places the organism in Eukaryota, Metazoa, Arthropoda, Malacostraca, Decapoda, Nephropidae. The record is from RefSeq and is a predicted model, not a curated record. The coding region runs from base 1 to 723 and encodes 240 amino acids. The transcript is spliced from 5 exons.